GGCAUUUUAGUAAAUAACUGAAACUAAGAGGUGUUUAUUGUGUUCUCACGUGGAUCUCUUACCUUAGUUUCAAAAGUUCAAAAUUGAGCUCUUCUCUUCUUCUUCCUUCUUCUUCUUCUUCGCGAAAACUUGGAAACUGUUUUAGGAACAAAAACCAGAGGCUUUGAUUUGGAAAAAACCCUAAUUUUCAACAACCCUAAAUCCCCUACCAUUUCUCCCCAAAUCCUCUUUCCAAGUUCCAUACUCUUUAUGUAAAUGCAUCUGAAGAAAUCAUCUGUAACAGAACGACGAUUAAUCGGGAAAGACGAUUCCGAUCCAAACCAAAUCCCCAAUCCGAUUCAUCAUCAUCAUCAGACCCAGAAUAAAAAUCGAACCGCCAUUGAUAAUAAAGGCUCUGGCUUCACUAAGUAUAAUCAUCCCCAAGGUCAGAAUCAUCAUCACACGGUUGAUAUCCCAACCGGUGUUGACCAUUUCCGACGAAGAAGCGCACGGGCACGAUCAGGAUCGAUUUCUUCAUUUUUCCCAUCAAAUCUUUUGUCUUCUCUUUCUUCCUAUCGUCCUGUGAUUGCUCGGUUCUUGAGGAAGCUUCUACGCUAUACCCUUAGAGCCCGUUUGAUUUGUUUCCAUCUUCGUUUCUUGCUUCUUCUCGCUGUCCCUCCUUUAUACAUCUUCUUCCUUGUUAUCAAUCUUCGUAUCUUCCUUCGUCUAGUCUUUGUGAUUAUCGCUUUAUCCUUCAUCCUCUCGAUCUCUCUCAGAUUCGCUCUUCCUCACUUAACAUCAAUUCGUCUUUUUGUCGCACGCUUGCUGACAUUUAUCCCUGCCAGAUUCUCUUCCUCUCAGCCGAGCACUGACCGAGUUGUUUGGUCCAUUGGGUCGAAGCCAGUUGCGGAGAAUAAUAAGACAAAUUCAGGAUCUUGGGUUCAGAAGUAUGGCACUAAUGAUAUGUAUGAAGGAGAGUUUCAUAGAGGAAAGUGUUCAGGAAGUGGAGUUUAUUACUAUUCUAUGAAAGGCAAAUACGAAGGAGAGUGGAUUGAUGGGAAAUAUGAUGGUUAUGGAGUAGAAACAUGGUCUAAAGGGAGUAGGUAUCGAGGUCAAUAUAGGUUAGGUCUAAGACAUGGAAUUGGAGUUUAUACGUUUUAUACAGGAGAUGUGUAUGCUGGUGAAUGGUCUAAUGGGCAGUGCCAUGGUUGUGGUGUAUAUACCUCUGAGGAUGGAAGUAGAUAUGACGGAGAGUUCAAGUGGGGUGUCAAACAUGGCCUUGGUAGUUACCAUUUCAGAAAUGGUGAUGCGUAUGCUGGGGAGUAUUUUGCAGACAAGAUGCAUGGUUUUGGAGUGUAUCACUUUGCGAACGGGCAUAAGUAUGAAGGAGCUUGGCACGAGGGAAGAAGGCAAGGGCUUGGUAUGUAUACUUUCAGGAAUGGUGAUACACAAGCCGGUCAUUGGGAAGACGGUGUACUCAGUUGUCCUACCGAGCAGACUAUCCGUCCUGGAUCAUCUUUUACCAUAAGCCAUUCCAAAGUUGUUGAUGCUGUUGAGCAAGCAAGGAAAGCAGCUGAGAAAGCACAUGAAGUUGUGAAAGUGGAAGAGAGGAUCAAGAGAGCGGUGAUGGCUGCAAAUAGAGCAGCGAAUGCAGCUAGAGUAGCAGCCGUGAAGGCUGUCCAAUCCCAGACCUUUCACAGGAAUGAUGGCGAUCUUGAAACCAAUUGUUGAGCAUAGGUUAGAAGAGAUCUUCCUUAACAGGUUUUCUUGUUCCUUUAUGAGCAAAGCUAGUUUGAAACUGUAGAUAAUAAACUAGAGAUGAUCUUUGUAUAUCAACAAGAAAAAAAUUGGGUCUGCUUCAUAGAAUGCAACUGACAUACAUGUAGCCAAAAAUCCCUAUCUUGAUUAAACAAUUAGAAGAAUCUGGUAUAUCAGUCUUAUAACAAAAGAUGAAUCUGGUCUUGAAAAGU
Molecule: messenger RNA, 1949 nt
Organism: Arabidopsis thaliana (thale cress)
Lineage: Eukaryota; Viridiplantae; Streptophyta; Magnoliopsida; Brassicales; Brassicaceae
Product: Histone H3 K4-specific methyltransferase SET7/9 family protein
Exons: 3
Coding region: 256-1710 (484 amino acids)
Cellular component (GO): membrane
Source: RefSeq, marked reviewed